This is a messenger RNA of Penicillium egyptiacum, 3630 nucleotides long. NCBI's taxonomy places the organism in Eukaryota, Fungi, Ascomycota, Eurotiomycetes, Eurotiales, Aspergillaceae. The record is from the annotation of a GenBank genome assembly.
AUGAUGGACCGAUUCCGCAAACACAAGAAGGCAAAGGAGGCCGCGGAGGAUCAAGAAGGGACAUCGCCAGGAUUCAGCCUGAAGCCGAAGAAGAAGGUGGAACCGGAACCCAAACCAGAUUUCGACCUAUCCGCCGCACUACCCCCGACAGACAACUUCCGCACCAGUCUGCUAAUGCCUAAAUUGUCGGCUCGAUUUAGCAUGCUGAAGGAACAGGACGACCCACUAUCAAUGCUAGGCAAGGCUAGUGAUGAUAGCGUUUUGUUUCCCAAGCGCGCUUCCCGACUCAAUUUGUUCGGUCACAGCCCCGCCAUGCUGGCAGAUAUCGACGAAGUUAGCUCCAAUGACGGUAGUCGACCAUCUUUUGCACUUGACCGCACCGCUUCUUACGCUUCCGGUGGGGAUGGGGGUUAUGGUACAGACGAUGACCGAUCCCAGGCGGGUAGUAUGAUGAGCAGAGCCCGUCGCGCAGAGGGCAACAAUUUGUUCGGAGGUCGCCAAAAGAUUUACAAGAUUCCGGUCAGGUCGCCAGGGACAACAACCCCCGAUGCGCCAGAGGCUAGUCGUCGGGGAAUGGGAAAACCGGUCUAUGACCACGACAUGAACCUAUCUGCGUUCCAGCGGUUGCGUCUCAAGGAAAAGGAAGACAAAUCGGCGGAGGCCGCUCGGGAGUCUGGAUAUGCCGCUUCAACUGCCUCAUCUAACAGCCGAGCCACAUACUCCUCCACCGCAUCUGGGCCUAUAUCAACAGUUGCAACAUCAACUGCAGGAACCUCAGCCGACGAGCCACCGUUGAAUACAUCCCAAUCUCCAGUGACUGGUUAUCCGUUCCCCGAAACCCUUCCUGAAGCCCCUCGACCCGGUCCUGCCCCCAUGUCUGCCCCGCGCAAUGGUUCGAUCCGGAACCGUCGUCUCUACGGCCAGGGAUUGACUCAGACUGCUCAGAGCCAGCAGAGCUCAACCUUGAACCGCCUGGAGAGUCUGAGUCGUCAGCGUGCCGGCACUCCAGAUCUCCCCUCUUUGAACCGUAACUACUCCAGAAGUGCCACCAACUUGCGGGACCGCCUGGAAAAACUUGCAAUUGCCGAACCGGCUUCUACCUCACGGCCGACUAGCCCUCCGUCAUCCGCAACAUCACCAAAGCCGCGCAUGUCCGGAGAACCCACGUUCAGAGACCGUCUCUCGCCUACAGCAGCAACGUUUGGGGCUCCUCCCCUGAGCCCUCCCACAAGCGAGAACGACGAAGUUCCAUCUCUGUUGGCUGCGUCGAUUUACCCAGAAGAUCAUGGAAAGGCUACCGCCAUGGGCUUGUUCAACCGGCCUGCCACUGGUUUUGAUGAGCAGGCAUUCUCCCGCCGCCAACUUCAAAUGCACCAAGGACGAGAGACCCCGCCUCCGCGCCGUGCAUCACCCCCGCGUCGACCUCUACCUGCAGAACCCGCCGGCCGUGCUCGGGGACUAUCAAAGUCCAGCUAUUGUUCCCGAGCAGAGUCCGCGUCGUCUCACUAUAGUAGUGAUGCGCACCGCGGCGUCGAUCAUUCUUCUGCACCCAGCGUUGAGGCCUCUCCCUUCAGACCCGGAGUGAGGACCUUCUAUGCCAACUCAAGUGCCAGCGAGUCUGGCGAUGAAGGAGAGAACCGCUCUUCGCAUGAUCUCCCAUCUGCGACUUCGCUAGCCACCGAGUACAGCCCGCCGCUUCAGCACUCUAGCGUAGCAUCUGACAAGCCAUCAACUCCCACGAAGGAUCACCUCGAAACGCUCCCCGAAGUGAGAUACUCCGACCUAGGUGAUCUUAGACCUAUCGACGAGAAUGACCUUGACUGCACAACUUUUUCUCCUGGAAUCAGCGAUAACACACCCAAGAGACCUGACUCACCAACUCUGCAACCGGAUCAAGGCUUUGGUGGAAUGGCGGGAAUGGUCCGAUCUCACCUGCGCCAGGAAAGCGAGAAAUCUGUGAACUCCCCUCCUUCACCUCGCUUGUCGGAGCACCAGAAUGAUAGCCACUCCCCUGAGGCCAAGACCCAGAAAUCGACCCCCCAGGCACCGACUGAUCUCCCCAUGACGGCAGAACCCCGCGAAGAGGGUCGGCCAUCAUCAGGAACCCGCCCAGGAACAUCGAGCUCGCAAGCUCCUUCUGGGAAUUCUGCCGAGGGUUCGCGUUCUCGAAACAGCCAAGAGUCAUCUGCACCUGGAACUAUUCCUGACACAGCUUCUGUAUCGAACGGAUCAUCCUGGAGGGAGGAAUUAGAACUUCAUCAUCGCCGUCAUGGGAGCACUGAGACCCAAAAGGAGCGAGAGGAAUUCGCCGUCGAGCUGGCAGAGAGGCGUAGAAAGGUGCAGGAGAAGCUGCGAAGUGUCGCUGAGAGCGACAGCCGAUCCAGCAGUCCCACCCCGGGCCGGUCAACUCCAGACUUCGCCAGGGCUGGUAACGCAUUUGCGAUGUUGAAGCAAAAGUCUAGCAAACAGGCUGCCGCCAAGCCAGACCAGAAGAAGUUGUUCGGUUAUGCUGGUGGCAAUUCGUCCACGCCUGCUCUCUGUUCAGAUGACUCGUGGCGUGAAGAGGAGAGGCCCUCUUUCAGCUUCGGCCGGCACUCCAACUCCAGCUCUCCCCAUAUCGGAUCAGAGCGUUCGCUUAGGUCUCGUAUGCCAUCUCUCAGCCGCGACAACAGCUAUGAAGGUUCGCGGGAGUCCAGCCGCAGCCGUGGCCACUCGCCUUUUCGAAACCAGAGAGAUCGUGCAGGCUCGGAUGCGUCGGGCCGGUCCAAGAGUCGGACCAGACUUCGCGAACGGGAUGACCUUGAAACUGUGGAUGAGGGCUCAAUCAUUGCACAUGAAAAAUUCGUUGCUCCCGAGGGCUAUGAGCCUCCCGUGCCUGUCCCGCGCCCUACGUCGAGCCGCCCAUCAGCAGAAAUGUCUGACACUGUGAACUUCGACCGCGCUCCCUCUGCCGCUUCGGGCAGAUACCGCAGUAGCAGCCGAUCCGGUACGCCAAGCUUCCAAUAUGAACGGCCAUUCCAGUUCUCGCAGUCCAACACGUCUUCGAUCAUCGGUGCCUCGCCCCGGGCCCCACCCGCUGCCCCGGCCUACUCUGCCAAUGCUACCCCUCCGCUGAACGAAAUGCCGGCAGACAACUCGUCUACAUCCCAGGCUUCUUCGUCCAGCGGCCCGCAGAUUCCCCAACGUGGUUUGGGACACGGCCCUCUCACGAAGCGCCCUGUGAACAAGAAGCAAAUCUCCGAGCCGACCUUUAUUUCAUCCACAUCAAACGUCCCUCUCGUCGGACUGCCACCCGGAUCCGCGCUGCCUUCACCCAGCGGCGCACCUCCAGUGCCACCUAUGAACCCGCGCCGUCGCCGCGGAACUGCCACUCAAACCAUCUUGGGUGCGUUCAAGAGCGACAAGAACGACUCUUCACGGGUCUCUUCUCCCGCCCCGAGCGCCGGCGACGAACACAGUGUCUUCCCAGAUGAAGAAAAACGUCCGCGGUCCCGCAAUCGUCUCCGCAAGACUUCGAGCGAGGCUGGUAACCUGAACGCGCGGGCGCGCCAGGGAUCCAUGACCGGCACUCCGCCAUCUGUGCCUCAAUACCCGCCUCCCGCUAUCCCUGUCGAUGGAGGCAUGUUCUGA